Hansenula ciferrii is the source of this 2100-nucleotide messenger RNA. RefSeq lists its product as uncharacterized. Gene Ontology annotation, molecular function: protein binding. The record is from RefSeq and is a predicted model, not a curated record. Bases 1 to 2100 code for a protein of 699 amino acids. Lineage: Eukaryota; Fungi; Ascomycota; Saccharomycetes; Phaffomycetales; Wickerhamomycetaceae. The transcript has a single exon.
AUGCCAAAACGAAUGAAAACAUCGAAUAAGAUCACAAUACUAGAUCUUCCAGAUAAAGCUUUAGAGCUAAUUGCGUCAAAUCUUUCCCAAAUUGAUACUUUAGAACUACAGCAGUCUAAUAAAAGGUUCAGGACUGCGUGCAGGAAACGCUUAUACCACAAGAUCGUGUUUUGUGAGGAUUCGGGUGACCAUUUUCUAUUUAAGCUGGCAGAUGCAGCAAAAUACACCAUUGUAUCAGGGAAAAGAGUUGCCUUUUUUUUUCUACAACAUCGAAAACUUUCAACAACUGAACAAUCUGAAACACUAGAUUAUAUCCAAGAACUCGUUUACUAUGAUCAUGAAGAUUUAAAGGAUGAUGUGAUUAAAAAAAUCAUGAAUGAAUUUUGGCAUGAUGUGAUGAAUCAAUUACAUAACUUGAAAUCAUUCAUAGCUCCAAGGCUCCCGCUACAAAAAUUAAGAUUAUUGGAUACAUCAAGGAUCACAAAAUUGUCCAUAGGUAUUCACAAAGUGAGUGAUGAGUCCAAAAAUCUUUUCCAGUUGCAUUUACCUGAGCUCAAAUCACUUGCCAUCAAUUUUUUUUAUCACGAAAAAAGAGAUAUAUUCUUCGAUCAGGCUGCUUUAUCGACUCUCAUCAAAGCUUUAAUUAAUGGUGACUCUAAAGUAAAUACAAAACUAGAGGUUUUAAAGAUAAACGCGUUAGUUGGUUGGCAAGACGAACACACAAUAUCGGAACUAAAGAGGCAGGAAAACAUCCUUGAAGUCACAAGUUUAUUUUCAUCUUAUUUUUGGGGUUCAGCUACUAAUGUGAAAUUAUCUUAUAGAGGUACAGACUUCAAAGCAUGCUACAAAGAGUAUGUUUCUGAAUUGAUUGAUUCUCCUGAUUCUGGUGCAAAUUUACCACUAGAAAGGAUUAUCCAAGAAGAAAAUAACGAAAUAUUCCAACAUCCUAUGGUUGCAACAAGUGAAUCUGCAAACACAAACAGGGAUGAUAUCUCUAAAGAUGAUUAUCCGGAGCUUGAGGAUGAGCCAUAUAUGUUUGAUGAUCAAGUUUUAGACUAUGUAAUUGAAAUGGAUCGAGUUGCAAAUGUGACACUGAAAACAGCAGGAAAAAAACCAAAUUAUUCAUAUUCUAGAAGUAUUCACGAAGUCUCUUUUAUGGAAAUUUUAUCGGAUGUAUUGAACACUUUAUUUGAGGAGAAAAUUAUUUUGCCGAACGUUAAAACACUAAAUUUUUCAAAUAUGAAUUUAAACGCAGAGACAUUCUAUAGAUAUGAAACACCAGCAGUUGAUGCUUUUAAUUUUGUCUUCCCAAAUUUCUACGAAACGAUAGAGAGGUUAUCGUUGAAUGAUCUGUUUGAAAAUCCAUAUAGAAAAUUUGAUAACACUAAUCGUGCUUACUUUAUUCCUUAUGAUUCAGAACCCAAAUUUGACAUGAAAUUAGAAGUAUUUGAGAAAACACAUAUGUUCUUAUCUGGCUUGAUUGACACUCAAAAACCUUUCAAUAGAUUGAAAAGCCUUAAAUUCUUUUGUUUUCCAAGAAAAUCUCAAAUACAUGAUAUGGAUUGGAAUGAUGAGGUUAUUGAUUAUUCCGGGGAAGAGCUUGAUAAUAUGUUGUCAUAUGAAGAUAUGUUGAUUCAAUUCACACCUCAGGCCCCAUAUUUAGAAGAACUAAAUAUUGUCACAUCAGUUGAAUUUGGACUUAAAGAAUUCUAUAAGGUUAUUUUGAAAUUACCUGCAAAGAAUAAACUAGAGAGAAUAUCCUUCAUUUCACCUGAUAUGAUCACCACAUACUUGGCCAAAAUUUCAAAUGUGAAAGUUUUCAAAAAAUUUAAAGAAUAUUCCAAUCUUUACAAUAUCACAAAUUAUCAAGGUCUGAUCAAUAAAAUACUUAUUGAACACUUUAUAGAGGCAUUUAAGGUUGAUGAUUAUGAGGACUCACAAGUUUUAAGUUUCAAGAACGAUCAAGAUGCUCUGUUCUUUGCCAGUGAGUAUAUUUAUUUAUUCGGAAAUGAAGUGAAGGAAUUCUUCAAGAUUUGUUCAAAAUUGGAGAAGUUCAAGUUUUUUGGCUUUACAUUUGAUAGAAGCUCGCUCAAACUUUAG